AUGUCAGAACAUUCAACACCAUCAUCAACAACCACACAAAACUUAUCUUCGGCCGAAUUGGAAUUAAAGAGAUUAGAACUUGCUUUUAAACAAAAGCAAGCAGAAGUAGAGCUUGAAAAAGAAAAAACAAAACAAAAGCUAGCAGAAAUAAAGAUCGAAGAGGAAAAAAGAAAAGCUGAAGAGGAAAAAAGAAAAGCUGAAGAGGAAAAAAGAAAAGCUGAAGAAGAAAAAACAAAACAAAAGCUAGCAGAAGUUGAGCUGGAAAAGCAACGCAUAAAGAGAGUGAAACUUACCAUCCAAACACCAAAUGCGUUUUCAAUUUCGGAAUUUGAUUUCUACGAACAACAUGUCAAAAAUAACCUGACCGAAAUUGUAACACCAACAUGGCUCGGAGAAAUUGGGGAACGGAUCACCGUUAAAACUAAACGAUACGGUGAAUUUAACAGUGAAAAUAAUGUACAACAAGCUUUUAUGAGUUUUAUUACCGAGAUGGCUCGCGGAAUUGAAUAUAAUGCAAAGCCCUAUGAUACCUCUCGACACGUUACUUUGGGUAAUAAGAGGCCAGAUGUUUGUUUGAUUCCAAAGAAUCUUGACAUUCAAGACGUAUCUCGAGUUGCGAGUGGUUUUAGUUCGAUAUUACAUUCUAUCAUUGAGGUGAAGCAUACUAAUAUUUCUAACUCCUCAGCACACGGCCAAGUGUUUUUUUAUUUGACAGAAAUUUUACGGAUUCAGAAAAACAGAAGAGAAGCAUUUGGAGCUCUUUCAACAUAUGAAUCAAUUAGAUUUGUAAAAGCAGAACGAGACGAAAGUCAGAUUCAUUAUUUCAUCACGGACUUAUUUCCUCUAUGCUCUCAUGACAGCAAUGAUCAAAACUCUGAUGGUGUCCAAUAUCUCUCAAACAUGCUUCGUUUGCAUAUAGACAUUCCAACUCCAACUUUUUCUGUAAAAAUUCAUAGUUUUUUAGGAAUUGGCGCGACAUCUGUGGUCUAUGAAAUUACUGAUCCAAAUGAUCCAUCAUCAAAAAUCGCUAUGAAAUUAUGUACCUCCAUUGAUCGAAUGGUUGUCGAGAAAGAAAAGAAAAUAUUGAGAACUUUACACUCAAAAUUAUCAUCAGAAAGCAAAAAACACAUUCCUAAAAUUGUGUCUGAAGGAGAUGAAAAUACAUUGCUAAUGCCAAAAUAUACACAAUUAAUUAUUAACAAAUUAAUACCUAUUCCCUUUAACAAAUUAGCAUGCAUUGUAGAUUUGUUGAAAGAUGUUCACGAUGCAGGCUUUUUUCACAAAGAUAUUAGACCUGAAAAUAUUGUACAAACGACAGAAGUAGACUAUGAUCUCGUUUUGUUAGAUUGGGGAUUUGCAGAAGAAAAAUCAGAACAUUAUAAUGUUUCUUAUUUUCAAGGAACUGUUUCCUUUUGUGCUCAAGAUUAUGCAAAAGCAUUUAUUGAAAAACAUCCCAUCCCCUACCAGAAGAAAUUUGAUAUGGAAUGUUUGUUAAAAUGUUGUUUUUAUAUAUAUGAUGAGGAACUUCGUAAAUUAUUCAAUGAGAGUUCAAAGGACAAUAUAAACCUGGUAGAUAAAUUAAAAAUUUACAUGGAGAUCUGGAAGGAUUAUGCAGAAAGUAAUACGAUCUUCAGGACCGCUCUUCAAAAUUUGUCCUAUGAUAGUAUAAAACAAGCCUUGGAAUCUUUGCAACAGCAACAACAUUAA
This is a messenger RNA of Naegleria fowleri, 1707 nucleotides long. RefSeq lists its product as uncharacterized. The transcript has a single exon. Lineage: Eukaryota; Heterolobosea; Eutetramitea; Acrasida; Naegleriidae. Gene Ontology annotation, molecular function: ATP binding; protein kinase activity. The record is from RefSeq and is a predicted model, not a curated record. Bases 1 to 1707 code for a protein of 568 amino acids. Gene Ontology annotation, biological process: protein phosphorylation.